AACAGAGUGUGUUUUUGCAAAGAAAACUCCAAACUCAAGUAGGCUAUACUAAGGUGAAAAAGGAGAGAUGGCAGCUGCAACAUCUAGUGCUGUGUUAAACGGGUUUGGAUCUCACUUCUUGUGUGGAGGAAAGAGGAGCCAUGCCCUUCUUGCUGCUAGCAUUGGAGGGAAAGUUGGUGCUUCUGUUAGUCCUAAAAGAGUUAUUGUGGCAGUUGCUGCUGCACCAAAGAAGUCAUGGAUCCCCGCUGUAAAAGGUGGUGGGAGUUUCAUAGACCCAGAAUGGCUUGAUGGCUCGCUACCAGGUGACUAUGGUUUUGACCCACUAGGACUAGGAAAGGACCCGGCAUUCCUGAAAUGGUAUAGAGAAGCUGAACUCAUUCAUGGGAGGUGGGCAAUGGCUGCAGUUGUAGGCAUCUUCAUUGGGCAGGCAUGGAGUGGAGUUCCAUGGUUUGAGGCUGGAGCUGAUCCUAAUGCAAUUGCUCCUUUCUCAUUUGGCUCUCUCUUAGGUACCCAGUUGCUCCUAAUGGGGUGGGUUGAGAGCAAGAGAUGGGUGGACUUCUUCAACCCAGAUUCUCAGUCAGUGGAGUGGGCCACUCCAUGGUCAAAAACUGCUGAGAACUUUGGCAACUCUACUGGUGAACAAGGCUACCCUGGAGGAAAAUUCUUUGACCCUUUGGGAUUCGCUGGAGCUAUCAAGGAUGGCGUUUACAUUCCGGAUGCCGACAAGCUAGAGAGACUGAAAUUGGCUGAGAUUAAGCAUGCUAGGAUUGCUAUGUUGGCUAUGCUGAUUUUCUACUUUGAGGCUGGCCAGGGCAAGACACCCCUUGGUGCUCUUGGCUUGUAAGCAAAAUAAUGUACACUAGGGAGACAACUUGAAUCAUUGUCCUGUACAGCCAGAUUUCUCCCUUGAGAAGUUUCAAAUUUUAUGCUCUAAUCUUGGAUGCAUUCACCUUGUAUCUGCAUUAUACAUUUAUAAUAUCGACAACUCGUAUAAAUACUUGCAUCUAUAUUUCAUUUCCAAAA
Glycine soja is the source of this 1023-nucleotide messenger RNA. RefSeq names its product chlorophyll a-b binding protein CP24 10A, chloroplastic-like. Bases 68 to 844 code for a protein of 258 amino acids. The transcript is spliced from 2 exons. Lineage: Eukaryota; Viridiplantae; Streptophyta; Magnoliopsida; Fabales; Fabaceae. Gene Ontology annotation, cellular component: membrane. Gene Ontology annotation, biological process: response to light stimulus; photosynthesis, light harvesting in photosystem I. The record is from RefSeq and is a predicted model, not a curated record.